AUGUUUGGUAACUUCAUGAAAGUCAUACAGGGGCACGGAUUCGAAGCCGAGAACUCCUACUUGCAAUCCGCUCUUUGGAUUAAAGGGGAAAAGCUCGGUGGGCGAGGGAGGAGCAGACGGGUGCCCCUCUCGGUUAAUCACGGGCCAGAAUUCUCUAUUCCUCUACUUUCACCCAAGUUCGGGCUCCAAGCCCACCCAGAGCCGGCCGCGCCCUUCCGCGCGGUGACGUCACCGCACAGCUGGCGGGAGCCUGGACGCACCGCCCCUGAAGGGAGAGCCGGAAGCCGGGAGAACCUUGCCCGCUGGGUCCCGGAACCUCGGAAGCCCAACAGUUCGCGCACCUGGGGAAAGGCGGCGGGAGUCAGCGGGCAUGCGCGAGGCUGCCGGACGGCGCAGGCGCACUGCUGGCCUCGCGUUGACUCUGGUGUUGGGGGUUUCGUGGGCUGUCCUGGCUGCCAGGAAAAGGUUCAUGCUAAAUGCACAGUGAUGCUACACAUCUGUUCAGCAAGAGGAUGCUUUCUGGCCACUCAUUUAACAGUUGGAAGCUUAGGUACCUGUGACAAAUAUAUGGGAUGCAGAAUUUAUUUCUGGACUCUGGCCUGCAUGAGAAAGGUCUCUAAAGUGCUGACAGGUUCUGUAUCUCCCUAUCUCCUUCGUGGCCCCAAUAGUGAGAGGAAUAAACAAUCAUAAACCCAAAUCUAGUACGUUCAGUGCCAACAUCCUCCCAAUCUUUAGAAGAAAGAAAGAAAAAAGCCAUGUCAUCUUUGUUUAAAGAAGCUUGGCCCCAGUGAUUUGUUAUGUUUGUGUUUUUACACUGCUUUUAUUGCUAUAACAGCUUGCUCUACCCAAUUUAGAAACUGAUUAACUACUUAUUACCUUGUAUUAGCCUCUAAUUGUUUAAUGGGUGUAAAUUUUAUCUCAUAAGCAAGAUUGUGAGAUUCCCCAGGCAGGGACUGUGUCUCUGUCUUAUAUCCCAGAAUAGUGACUCAAUCGACUUUUUCAAGUGUCUGUAAUUCCCCCACUAAAUCCCCACUACUCAGUACCCUUCCUGGCACAUACUAGACACCCAGUAAAUAUUGAAUGAAUGAAAUGUUGCCUUCUGAAAAUGGGAAUCAAGCCUGUUAUUUUCUUUAAAAUUUCCUGGUCCUCUAGCAUAAUUAUCUGCUUUUGGCAGAUACUCAGCAAAUGUGAAACUUGAUUGCUGUGCCUUUCAGCAGAGGAAAUACAAUCUCCCCAGUGCCCUAUAAAGAAUUGCCACCUAAAAUAUCAUGUCCCCAAGAAGUCAGU
Manis pentadactyla (Chinese pangolin) is the source of this 1287-nucleotide messenger RNA. RefSeq lists its product as uncharacterized. The coding region runs from base 1 to 690 and encodes 229 amino acids. Lineage: Eukaryota; Metazoa; Chordata; Mammalia; Pholidota; Manidae. The transcript is spliced from 3 exons. The record is from RefSeq and is a predicted model, not a curated record.